Messenger RNA from Xyrauchen texanus (razorback sucker), 2086 nucleotides. Its product is annotated as raftlin-like. NCBI's taxonomy places the organism in Eukaryota, Metazoa, Chordata, Actinopteri, Cypriniformes, Catostomidae. The coding region runs from base 1 to 1794 and encodes 597 amino acids. The record is from RefSeq and is a predicted model, not a curated record. The transcript is spliced from 9 exons.
AUGGGCUGUAAGUUGCCGAAGCCCAGAGGUUCAGAAGAAGCUCCAGGAAAGAUCUACUCCACACUCAGAAGAGCGCAGGUGGAGACUCAGUCAGGAGUGACCUACACAUACCACUACCUGGAUUUCCUGUUGGGAAAGGAAGAGGUGGCAGUGUCUUCACUACUGUGUCUGACAUCAGUGAGAGAGCUUUCUGUGCAGGUGUGCGAGUUGUAUCAGAAGGGAUUCGUACUGGCUGCUGUCCAUCCUUUCCUUCACUCUGGUGGACCUGCUAGUGCUAACCUACAGAAGCAGUUACAUCGAGCUGUGCUCAUUAGAGAAACACACAGUGGUUCCGACAGUGGUCUGCUGAACCCGGUGGGACUUCAUCUUGCGACAGACAUGUGCUACCGAGGUCACCAGGAACCUGACUCCGAUGUUAUACAGGGUUACAUGAAAAAGGUGCAGGACUUGGCUGAUCAGGGUAAUCUGUUUGUGGGGUUUUUGCGACAGCCCAGUGUCGGUCCAUGUUUCCUUUGGCACUGGGAACCAGAGGAGUUUUCCUCCAUUCAUUCCAGCCUCUGUUCUGUGCAUCACAACAGCAGUCCUCCAACUCUCAGGCCAGCUAGUGAGAAGAGCCAACACGAUAAGGACUGUGCAAAUGGAUAUCAUCAAAACCACAACAUUAUGAUCAUUAAUCCAGAUUUACAAAACCAGAGGCAGCAAACCAAAACCAUUCUGAACCAAACCACAGAGAGCAGCCAGUGUUGGAAUCAUCAGAAUCCUUUCACCGAUAACCACAAAUGUUCAGAUUAUCAAUAUCUUAAUGAAGAACAAGAAUGCAACCAAGAGCGGUUGCAUGAGUCUACAUUAAUAUCUUGCACAUCAGAGGCACAUCAGACCCAGAGUGCUAGAAUCCAAGCUGUACAUCCCAGCUGUGAUCUGGAAGACAACCAGAAGCUAGACCAUAGAGAGCAGGUCAGAAGUCAAGACAAAGCCAGCAAGCAUGUUGGACCUGCACAGAUGUUGAAUCGUGUUCAGGUCUUCGCUCUGUACCACCACACAAUGGUUCUUUCAGAAUCACCCAAGUUCUUUUCUCUGAGGGUUCCACUGCAGGUGCACAGGGAGGCGGGUCUUGUUAGCUCGAUGGACUCUCAUUGGCUGGAUCACAUGAGCCAGCACUUCAGAAGUGGUGCACAACUCAUUGACGGUUACUUCAAACUUGUAGAUGACGUGGCAUCAUCUUCCAUAGUGGAGAGUGUUUUUAUCUUCCAAAGUGCCCCUGGAGAUGUCUCUGCAACAACAGCGUAUGAUGCCAUUGUGGUUGAGCAAUGGACUGUGAUUGAUGGUGUUGCCGUGAAGACAGACUACAUCCCACUGCUUCAAUCUCUGGCUCCAUAUGGCUGGAAACUAAUGUGUGUGCUGCCCACUCCUAUUGUCAAAGCUAAAAGUGACGGAAGUCUGGCCACAAAACAGAUCCUCUUCCUCCAGAGACCCAUUCUGCCCUGCAAGAACAGAGAAUUGACGAAACUGUACAUCAGAGGUCAAAACAAAAGGAACUUAAAUAGUAAGAGGACACAAGAGAAGGAAAUAUCUCCACUUGCAACAAUCGAGAGGGAAAUGGAAAGGUUGGAGAGCGAAAGAACAAGUCUGGCGAAGCAACAUGAGAGAAUAAAAAAGAAUAAUGGGCAGAAUUUGUCAAAAAACCCAGAGAGGAGAAAUCAACUGGGCAAAAUGCAGGAAGUCCAUUUGCAGAAGAUUAACAUGAUACACACAAAAAGAGAUGGAAUCAAAUGUUCAAAUUUCACCAAUCAAUAAUUAAAAGGUGGGAUUACAUGUGAUAAAAUAGGGAAGGAUGUGAGACCUGUGGUGACCGAGAGAGCACUAUUCUCUGGAGUGUGUUGACAGUAUUAAUUUAUGAUCCCCACAGACACCACCAUUGUGUCCUUGAGUAAGGCACUUAACUCCAGGUUGCUCGGGGGGGAUUGUCCCUGUAAUAAAUGCACUGUAAGUCACUUUGAAUAAAAGCAUCUGCCAAAUGCAUAAAUGUAAAUGUUAUGCAUAAAUAACCAUUACAAUAGGUUCAUGUUUAUUCAGGCAGAAUACACUG